AUGUCUUCGGUCUCGAAGUGGACGGUUACUGAGCCGUACGUCUCAGUUUCCGGAGCUUUACUUGAAGCACCGUUUUGGGACCAAGCCAAGAACGAAUUUCGCUUUGUGGACAUCUGGAACGAGAAGCUCUAUGUUGUAGACCUUACCAGAGGCCCAGAAUCCCUUCAAACCCUCGAUACAUCCGAGUCGAUCGGUGUAACUGCCAAUAUCGCCGACGAUGGCAAUGGCCUGGAGGAGUACAUAGUGGCCGCUGCUAAAUACGGCUUUGCCCUCGUGAACCGUAAGACUGGCGAGCUUUCAUACAUUGCUAGGCCUUGGGAUGAAUCGGAUAAGCUCCGCAGGAUGCGCUUCAACGAUGGCGCGGUUGAUAGCAAAGGUCGGCUAUGGGCUGGUGCCAUGAACGAUCCCAAAGUGCAGAGUCCGGUCAACGAAGGAGUUCUGUUUCGUCUCGAUCCGGACGGGAAAUUGCACCGCAUGGUUGAGCAACUGACGAUCCCGAACGGCAUUGGCUGGAAUGCUGCCAACGAUACGAUGUAUCUCACUGACUCCCCAACGGGGAAGAUCUUCUCUUUCGACUUUGACGAAACCACUGGGGAGAUUAGCAACAGACGGGUUCACUUUGACAUUGGUGAGCCAAAAGAGCCGGAUGGUUUCGCCAUUGACGUGGAAGGGUGCAUCUGGAGUGCUGUUUACGGUGGAGGCAAAGUUAUUCGAAUCUCACCAGAAGGGAAGGUUAUAGGCGAAAUUUCUCUUCCGACCCGAAACAUCACCUGCCCGGCCUUUGUGGGGACGGAACUAUUCAUAACGACUGCCAAAGACGAUACCAACGAUGACCAAUUCCCCGAGUCGAUUCGGUACGGAGGACACCUGUAUAAAGUCGAUGUAGGGGUCCAAGGGCAGAAGAAAAACGAGUUUCAGUGGAAUCAGCCACCGUCAUCAGAGUGA
Molecule: messenger RNA, 945 nt
Organism: Aspergillus calidoustus
Lineage: Eukaryota; Fungi; Ascomycota; Eurotiomycetes; Eurotiales; Aspergillaceae
Source: the annotation of a GenBank genome assembly